Messenger RNA from Anopheles bellator, 2933 nucleotides. RefSeq lists its product as uncharacterized. The record is from RefSeq and is a predicted model, not a curated record. Lineage: Eukaryota; Metazoa; Arthropoda; Insecta; Diptera; Culicidae. The coding region runs from base 488 to 2338 and encodes 616 amino acids. Gene Ontology annotation, biological process: positive regulation of DNA-templated transcription. Gene Ontology annotation, cellular component: nucleus. The transcript has 2 exons.
CAAAUUUUAAUAAAUUUUCACAAUUCAAAGGGUCGCAGAAUAACAGCGCAGUUUCCUCCUCAAGUGGUGUUUAGGCGACGAAUCUUUGUUCCUGUUUUGCGGGCGUCGUUCUCCGUUCCGUGUGCCGUAAAAGGCAAUCUUCCUGCCGUCCGUCGUGUGGUGCGUACGUAAGAAAAGAAACGGUGGCGGCGUCGGUGCAGUGCCCCGAAAAGGAGGACACUCGCGACGCAUUUCGAGGAUUCUUGGCUGCACGAAAACCUCCGUUUGUGGCCGAAAAUCGCUGCCUGCUACGUCCGACAACGGCCAGCAGCCCCCGUGCAUUGCCCGUCGUUUGUGGUGUUGCGCAUUUGUUUGUGUUGCCACGGUCGCAGCAAACAGGAAAUGUCGCUCCGCUUGUUAUUCGCCCAACGAACUCAUAAACUAGUGACCGCGACGGGUUAGAAAUCGGCAGAAAAGGAAAACGCAAAUCCCACCCGACGUGGACAGGAUGAUCGGGACGGUCACGGUGGAGGCGCACUAUUCGGCGACCUACGUCGAAAAUUACCUGGAUGCGGUGGAAAACCUCCCGGACGAUGUGCAACGCCAUCUGUCGCGCAUCCGCGAGCUGGACGUCCUGUACCGAAGCCACCUGCGGGACGUUCAUCAGUACUACGAGCAGUGGACGCUCAAUCAGCCCCAGAACGGAACGGCAGCGGCCGCGGCACUAAACUCGACUGCUUCCACCAAUGGUCCGGGCCCGGAUGCGACGUCGACUCACCCCGAACCGUCUUCCGGACCAUCGUCGUCGUCAUCCUCUUCGUCUGGUUCAACCGAGCAGAGCAACGUUCUGCGGCGCGCGAUUGCACGCAUCCAGCAAAGUUUGAUUGCGGCGCAGGAACUGGGCGACGAGAAGCUGCAGAUCGUCCAGCAGCUGCAGGACUUGAUCGACCACAAAACGCGCCAACUGGACCAGGAUUACCUGCACCUGGGGAAGGACUUUUUCGCCUCGAUCCGCGAACAAUCGCGGGACGAAAGCAACCGUCUCAUCGAUGGCAUCGUAUCGGAUCGCUACCAGGGUGCCGGAACGGGUGGCGUCGGUGUGAACAACGGCCCGGGACAGUACGGGGCACCGGGCAACGGUUCCGGCCACGGCGGACCGGGAAAUGGCAACGGAGGUGCAGGACUCGUUGGCUCAAACACGCACCUACUGCAGCACACCAGCAACGGUACGGCGCUCGGUGGUGCAGUUGGUGGCCACCAGGGCGGUGGUAAUGGGGGCGCCUCCGGGAUGUACAGUGGAAACAACGGUGGUGGUGGAGGUGGGUUGAUGGGUAACGAGCGUAGCUCGAAACGUGCGCGAAGGACACGCAACGAGCAAAGUGGUGCCGCGAAUGGUGCGGGCUCCAACACCCCCAAUUCUGCGUGUGGGGCCAGCCCAAUGGAUAUCGAUUCUUCAAUCGAUAGUGUCGGUGGUCUUCCCGGUCCGGGAGUGUUAGGUGGCCUCGGUGGCACUGGUGAGUCGAUCGGUAUGGCGCUGUCUGGAGCUGGCGGAAACGGUAGCAAACAGGACGUGGUCAGUGGCUCACUAGGUGCUGUGGGAGGUAGCAACAGCGCUAGCGGCAACAACGGUAGCGGUGGCAAUGGAACUAUGAACGGCGGAAACGGGAGCGGCGGUGCGAGUGGUGCAGGAAGUGGUGGCCAUAAUAGUAACGUAAGCGGACUGUCCGGCCGAGAUGGACAGGGUGGUGGCAACAGCACGGCAAUCGGCAGUGGAGGAGGCAAGGGAGCUACCGGCAGUAACGGGGGCAAUGGCCAGAACAGCACCAGCAACAAUAACAGCGGAGGCAACGGUGUCAGUGGCAGUGGUGGCGCUACCGCCGGUGGUGGAACGGGUUCCCAGUCGAGCGGUUCGAAUCAGGGUGGCGGUGGCAAGAAGGGCAACAGCGGCGGUGGCGGCAACGCUGGUGGCGGUGGUGGAGGCGCUGGUGGCAGUGGCAGCGGAACCGGCGCUGCAACCUCGGGCAAGAAGAAGAAGCGAAAGGCGGCCGGCAGUGGCCGGGGCUCACAGGCGGCGCGGGAAGCGCGCGAAGAAACACCGGCCGCCGAAGAAACGGUCGAUCCAGAUGAACCCACGUACUGCCUGUGCGAUCAGAUUUCAUUCGGAGAAAUGAUCCUCUGUGAUAACGAUCUAUGCCCGAUCGAGUGGUUCCACUUCAGCUGCGUGUCGCUCAUAUCGAAACCGAAGGGCCGCUGGUUCUGUCCGAAGUGUCGCGGAGACCGGCCGAACGUGAUGAAACCGAAGGCGCAGUUCCUGAAGGAACUGGAACGGUACAAUAAGGAAAAGGAGGAGAAAACAUAGAGCGCAGUUUGGUCUUCUUGGAGCAAGAAUAGCGAGAGCGAGGAAUAGAGAGACAGAGAUUGGCAGAAAGAGAGGGGAAGUGGCCAAGUGGACGUUGAAAUAGCAGAUAUUAAGGAUGUAGGACUAAGAGGCCGCCAAUAAUUUUUGAGAAGUUUAACUGUUAUGUCUGAUUCCAGCUCCACUGACUCUGCAUUUCUGUCAUUCACACGCCGUCCUCCGGUACGCGCCCCAUCAUCGUUCUCAGUUACAGAGGAACUACGUUUUUUAUUGUUUGCUUUCUAGUUUUACUUAUUUUAUCAUACAACACUGACUCAUUAAUUUUUUGGACAUCGAAGGAGAGUGUGCCUCCAAUAAGCCCCCAUCAGCAACCACCAGUCUUAGCGCUACCCCUAGUACCCGCCGGCAUCCGUCUAUCCGUUUACACACAACUGUUCCGUUACGUAUUGGUAGCGAAAAGAUGACGAGAUACAAAUGAUUGAUUAAAAUGAAAACAACAACAUAUUAUAUUUAUGACACGAAAACAAACAAAUCAACACUUUAAGAUGCUCGAAGAGGAUAAUAAACGAAGAUAUAAAAGAAAUAAUAAAUCUUUUUU